Messenger RNA from Pseudoliparis swirei, 1351 nucleotides. Its product is annotated as cathepsin S-like. Bases 115 to 1128 code for a protein of 337 amino acids. The transcript is spliced from 8 exons. Gene Ontology annotation, cellular component: lysosome. Gene Ontology annotation, biological process: immune response. Gene Ontology annotation, molecular function: cysteine-type endopeptidase activity. NCBI's taxonomy places the organism in Eukaryota, Metazoa, Chordata, Actinopteri, Perciformes, Liparidae. The record is from RefSeq and is a predicted model, not a curated record.
GUUCUUUCUGUUUCUGCAACCAAAAACAAUAGAGGAAGAACGUUGACAGGUCACGUGGCACGUUUCCUCUUAAAUACUCAGUCAGAGAGGCUCACACGCCACCGACCAGCAGCGAUGACUCCGACCACUCAAGGCCUGAUGUUGGGGAGCCUGCUGCUCGUCAGCCUGUGCGUCGGGGCGCUGGCCGUCUUUGACCGCCGGCUGGACGUCCACUGGGAACUGUGGAAGAAGACGAAUGAGAAAAAGUACCAAAACGAGGUGGAGCAUGUGCGCCGCCGGGAAUUGUGGGAGAUGAACCUGAUGCUCAUCACCAAGCACAACCUGGAGGCCUCGAUGGGGCUCCACUCCUACGAGCUGGGCAUGAACCACAUGGGAGACCUGACGACAGAGGAGAUCCUUCAGCCUUACGCCGCGCUCAGUCCCCCCGAUGACCUCCAGAGGGCGCCGUCUCCCUUCGCGGGCACAUCCGGCGCGGGCGCCCCAGACAGCGUGGACUGGAGAGAGAAGGGCCGCGUCACCAGCGUCAAGGACCAGGGUUCUUGUGGCUCCUGCUGGGCCUUCAGCGCCGUGGGGGCCCUGGAGGGCCUGUUAGCCAAGACCACCGGGAAGCUGGUGGACCUCAGCCCCCAAAACCUGAUGGACUGCUCGGGCAAGUACGGAAACCACGGCUGCAACGGCGGCUACAUACACAAAGCCUUCCAGUACGUCAUCGACAACCGGGGCAUCGACUCGGAGGCCGCGUACCCGUACAGAGCAGCGACACAGCAGUGCCGCUACAACGCCGCGCACCGCGUCGCCAACUGCUCCGGGUACAGCCUCCUGCCCCGAGGAGACGAGGGCGCCAUGAAGGAGGCGCUCGCCACCAUCGGACCUCUUUCUGUGGCGAUCGACGCCUCGCAUCGCAAAUUCCACUUCUACAAGAGCGGACUGUACGAUAACCCGAACUGCACCAAGAAGACGAACCACGGCGUGCUGGCGGUCGGCUACGGCGCCCAGAACGGAGACGACUACUGGCUGGUCAAGAACAGCUGGGGGGCCUCUUUCGGGGAGCGGGGCUACAUCCGGAUGUCCCGCAACAAGAAGAACCAGUGUGGCAUCGCUCAGCACAUCAGCUACCCCACCAUGUAGCUGCAGGGGGCGCUGCACUUCGCUUUUUUAGAUACAGUUUAAUUAGUUUAUUACACAUUAAUUAAAUUCUUUUUAAAUUUCUUUUAAUACACCUCUCUAACAAAAGACAAAUAUGUCAAAUUUUGUGUUAUUACAGUUAUGGAAAUUGCCUUAACAGGUGUAUUUUAUUUGUAUUCGAUUUAAUGCUUGUGUUUUUAUUCUGUAAUAAAGAUAGUAAAUCGAC